Hansenula anomala is the source of this 954-nucleotide messenger RNA. It is a transcript of the gene MHO1, whose product is annotated as Mho1p. The coding region runs from base 1 to 954 and encodes 317 amino acids. The record is from RefSeq and is a predicted model, not a curated record. Lineage: Eukaryota; Fungi; Ascomycota; Saccharomycetes; Phaffomycetales; Wickerhamomycetaceae. The transcript has a single exon.
AUGGCUAUCAGAACAGCGUCACAUUCCGGUACCUGGUACUCAGCAAACCCCGUGAGAUUAAACAAACAGCUUGAUGAAUUUUUGAAGGCUGCUCCACCAUCAGUUUCUGGUGCAAGACUAUUAAUUGGACCACAUGCUGGCUAUACUUAUGCUGGUGCUACUCUAGCAGAGACUUAUAAUGCUUGGGAUACUUCAAAUGUCAAAAGGGUUUUCAUUCUAGGCCCAUCUCACCAUGUUUAUUUCAAAAAUGUUGCUUUAGUUAGUGGAGCUGAUGAGUAUGAAACGCCAUUUGGUAACCUGCCUGUUGAUACCCAAGUUGUGGACGAGCUAGUGAAAAAUAAAGUAUUCAAGAAAAUGAGUAUGGAUGUUGAUGAGGAUGAGCAUAGUUUUGAAAUGCAUUCUCCAUACAUCUACAAACUGACACAUCAUCUACCACAAGGUGUCCCAUCAAUUGUUCCUAUAAUGAUUUCACAUUCUGACGAGGAGUUCAAUGCAAAGGUUUCAUCAAUUCUUGCUGAGUAUUUGAAAGAUGAAUCCAAUACAUUCGUUAUCAGUAGCGAUUUCUGUCAUUGGGGGUCUAGAUUUGGUUAUACCUCUUAUACACCAAGCGGUUCUUUAGAUGACCUGGAAGAUUUAUCAUCUAACUCCAAGAUCCUGUCAAGUGGAUUAAGUAUAUAUAAAUCAAUUGAAUACUUGGAUAAAUUAGCCACCAAGAUUGCCUCAACCGGCUCUUCAAAAGAUUGGAAGAAUUAUAUCAAGGCCACUGAGAAUACAAUCUGUGGACAGAAGCCUAUUUCAAUCCUUUUGGAGACCAUCGAACGUACCAAAGAAAAUGAGAACUUGGGUGAAGAUUGGGGUAAGUUCAAGUGGAUAGGCUAUAGCCAAAGUAGUCAAGUGACUUCUGUUCGUGAUAGCAGUGUAAGUUACGCUAGUGGAUAUGCCACAACCUCCUGA